CGAUCAAACAGUGUCGGCAGGAGCUGAGCCUGCGGAACCGCGAGCGGUGGUGUCUGGAGAUACAGAUCAUGAAGAGACUGAAUCAUCCCAACGUGGUGGCUGCCCGGGAGGUCCCUGAAGGGAUGCAGAACCUGGCACCCACUGACUUGCCGCUGCUGGCCAUGGAAUACUGCCAGGGUGGAGACCUUCGCAAGUACUUGAACCAGUUUGAGAACUGUUGUGGCUUGCGGGAGGGGGCCAUUCGUAUCCUGCUCUCUGACAUCGCCUCUGCUCUCAGGUACCUUCAUGAGAACAGGAUCAUCCACAGAGACCUGAAACCAGAGAACAUUGUCCUACAGCAAGGAGAACAAAGGUUAAUUCACAAGAUCAUUGACCUGGGCUAUGCUAAGGAGCUGGAUCAGGGCAGUCUGUGCACAUCCUUCGUUGGGACACUGCAGUACCUGGCGCCGGAGCUGCUGGAGCAGCAGAAGUACACGGUGACGGUGGAUUACUGGAGCUUUGGCACACUGGCUUUUGAAUGCAUAACAGGUUUCAGACCAUUUCUGCCUAAUUGGCAGCCUGUGCAAUGGCACACCAAAGUGCGGCAGAAGAGUGAGAAGGAUAUUGUUGUCUAUGAAGACUUGGCCGGAGAAGUGAAAUUUUCCAGCAGUUUACCAUACCCUAAUAAUCUAAACAGCAUUUUGGCUGGGCAGCUGGAGAAAUGGCUGCAGCUCAUGUUAAUGUGGCACCCGCGGAAGAGAGGGACAGACCCUGUGUAUGGACCUAAUGGCUGUUUCAAAGCACUGGACGAUAUACUGAACCUAAAGCUGGUUCGUGUCCUAAACAUGGUCACAGGCACUUUGCACUUGUACCCUGUGACGGAAGAGGAAACCUUGCAGUCGGUGAAGGCCAGGAUUCAGACAGACACUGCUAUUCCGGAGCAGGACCAGGAGCUGUUGCAGGAGGCGGGACUGGCACUGUGCCCUCAGAAAUUGGCUCUUCAGUGUAUAACUGACAGCAAGGUGAAUGAGGCCACUGCCACGGACACAGACAUCCUCUUCCUUUUUGACAACCGUAAAGUUGCCUAUGAGAGGCAGAUCUUCCUGCGGCCUCAUCCAGAAAGUGUUGACUGCAUCCUUCAAGAUCCAAAGAAGAAUCUGUCCUUCUUCCAGCUGCGGAAGGUGUGGGGUCAGGUCUGGCACACAAUUCGGACGCUGAAGGAGGACUGUAACCAGCUUCAGCAGGGGCAGCGAGCAGCCAUGAUGAAUCUGCUGCGUUAUAAUAGCAAUCUCUCCAAGAUGAAGAAUUCCAUGGCCUCCCUGUCCCAACAGCUGAAGGCAAAGCUGGAUUUCUUUAAAACCAGCAUCCAGAUUGACCUGGAGAAGUACAGUGAGCAGAUCGAGUUUGGAAUCACCUCUGAAAAGCUGUUGUUGGCCUGGAGGGAGAUGGAGCAGGCUGUGGAACUUUGCGGGCGGGAGGAGGAUGUGGACCAGCUGGUGAAGAGUAUGAUGGCCCUGCAGGCAGACAUUGUGGAUCUGCAGAGAAGCCCACUAGGGCGGAAGCAAGGGGGAACCCUGGAGGAUUUGGAAGAACAAGCCAGAGAACUUUACCGGCGACUCAGGGAGAAGCCAAGAGAUCAGAGGACCAGUGGUGACAGUCAGGAAAUAGUGCGACUGCUCCUUCAGGCAAUCCAGAUGUUUGAAAAGACUGUCCGUCUCAUUUAUGCUCAGCUCAGUAAGACAGUUAUUUGCAAGCAGAAGGCACUGGAAUUGUUCCCCAGAGUGGAGGGAGUGAUGAACCUGAUGAAUGAAGAUGAGAACACAGUUGUCAGGCUUCAGGAAAAGCGACAGAAAGAAUUAUGGAACCUGCUGAAAAUUGCUUGUAGUAAGGUGCGUGGUCCUGUCAGUGGCAGUCCAGAGAGUAUGAAUGCAUCACGGCUUAGUAACCCAGGUCAGCUGCUGUCACAAGUCCCUGCCAUAACUUACAAUUUACCAGAAUGUAUCAAGAAAAGUGAGGAAGUACUGAUGGAAGCACACACUCUCUGCAGCCAGUUAGACAGUGUAAUGCAGGACACAAUGAAGGAUCAGGAUCAAAGCUUUAUGGCUCUGGAUUGGAGUUGGCUAUAGCUUGAAGGGGAAGACAGAAAUAACCCAGAACAAACAGAUGUAAAAAUCACUUCAGUCACAGCUUGAGCCAGAUAAACUCCUUUAAAAAGGAACUUAAGCACAAGUCUACUGCACAUGAAACUGAAAUCCUGUGUGCUCUAUUUAUACUGCCAUCUGAUGGUUACACUGUGACAUGCAUUCCUAUUUUUAAGGGAAGCUGGCAGCCUAAUCUUAAUGAAUAGAAGAAAACUUAGUGAUCUAAUUGCUGUUUUCCCCACAAAUAUACAGUAUGAGGAGAUUAAAAUGUAAAGAUGAUUUGGGUCACAAUGCUUGGGAAGGUGCCAAUCUUCCACCACUUCCAUCCAGCUGCUGAAUCCACCUGCUGUGCUACUUUUCCCUUGCAGAAAAUCCAACUCCUUACCAAAUAGUGGACACAGUCUACAAGAAUUCUUGUCUUGAACCCCCUUUCCUGAAUUAUGAAAAAGCACUGAAUUCACUGAUUUGGCUAAACAAUGCUGGUUGCACUUUCAAGUGUAACAUCUGUACCAAAUACUUGUUUCCUGUAUGGGAACGAACUAUCUGAAAUAUGUAAACUUUUGGUUUGCUCUAUUUGAAUGUUAAAUAAAAUUUUAAAGGAGAAAUAUUUUUCAGUAUGCAAGUAUUGAGAGUUAGGCCAAUAUCCCUGUCUUUGUGUCAAGUCCCUUAAAUAGUGAAUAAAAACCACAUCACUUA
Messenger RNA from Pelodiscus sinensis (Chinese soft-shelled turtle), 2816 nucleotides. Lineage: Eukaryota; Metazoa; Chordata; Testudines; Trionychidae. The record is from RefSeq and is a predicted model, not a curated record.